Messenger RNA from Salmo salar (Atlantic salmon), 2536 nucleotides. RefSeq names its product bMERB domain-containing protein 1. The record is from RefSeq and is a predicted model, not a curated record. Lineage: Eukaryota; Metazoa; Chordata; Actinopteri; Salmoniformes; Salmonidae.
UGAUCCCCUCCAUAACCUUACCUUUGCAAGUCACAAGGUGGCGCUUCACGUUAUACUUCAGUCAUUUGACUCGAGCUGUAUCCGUGGUGCUGAAAUCACACUGUAUUCUGCAAAUACACAGCCGACGUUCAACAUGUAUUCUCCACGUGGUGAUGGUGUUACGUUAUGGCCACGUAAAUAAAUGGGCUGCGCCGUGUAAUUACAUUUUCAAAUAGGCUAAAGUAGGCUAAGGGUAUCUAUCUGCUACUGAUUUAUCAUUAUCAAGCCUGAAGUCGUUCAAACCGAAGAAAUGGAAGAAGAGCGAAAAUCCUCCAAACAAUAUGGGUCUUUGGAACGAAGCAAAUUGGAUGGAAAAGCCGAUAAGAAGGAGGAAGACAUUGUCUCAAUGGCGGACUCCACCAUCACAAUAGAUCACAUUGAAGGGGAGCUUUUCAGAAUCGAGCGGAUACGGGAUGUUCUAGUACGGAGGGAAUCAGAACUAAGAUACAUGAUGGACGACAUUCAGCUUUGUAAGGAAAUCACACGGCUGAAAAAAGAACUUCAGAAGCUAGUGUCUGUUUCAGACACAGACAAAUCCAAUGAGGACCGGCAGAGGGAGGAGGAACUGCUGCAGCAGAUCCACAAGCUGGUGGAGACCAGGGACUUCCUGGUGGAUGACGUGGAGUUUGAGAGGCUCAGGGAGAGAGAGGAGGACAAAGAAAUGGCUGAUUUCUUGCAGUCUAAAUUCCCAAAGACCUCGAAGAAAAAAGACGUCACCUCCAAAGCCCAGCAGACUUCGUCCACUCCCUUCGUCACCAAAACCGGUCUCACCCUUCUGAAGGAGUGCUGCGGCUUCACAUGCUCUGUCAUGUAGACUCCCUGCCCUGUGGAGAGACAGAGACACUUUGUUGGUUUCUGGAUGGGGUUAUUUGUGUUGAGCGGGCAGACAGCGCUCUCAUACUUCGACUAUAACCCUAAACAUAUGUACAGUGAUGGUUGGGACUGUGUUCCCAUCAAUGAAUCUAUUGCUGGGUCAUUGCACCAAUUUAGUGCAUUUUGAGAAGUGUAACUUGGUCAAAAAAAAACUUUCGAUUUCAUCACAUUUUUACAUUCUGUCAUAUAAAUGACUGAGUCAAGUAGGCUAUAUAUAUAUGACAUAUAUAUAGCCUACUUGACUCAGCCAAGUCCAUAAAUCAACACAUAUCUUCUUCAUCCCCAUGGUUAAAAUAAGUCUUCUGGUCUGUGACCAUGUUUCAAUUAACAAACAGAGGUACUAUCCUUUGGACAGAGUGAAAAUGACAACAGAACGUUUCCAUUCUGAUACAUUCUUUUUAUCUGUAGCAAAUGUGGGUCAGCUCCUGGAAAUGACUAUCUGGCCACCCUUGGAUGGUUGGUGUAUAUUACAAAUAAGGAAAGCUGUCUGUAAAACCUGUAGUGUGAUUUGACACGGUGAGUGACUACGUUUAAAAGCUCUGCAGCAGGAGAGUCAUUGAGCACCAGGUUAAUGGCAAUUAUCUUAUUCAAAUAGACCCUGUCCAAUUAAAGUAAUUAGACAGUAUUAUGUGUAGCUAUGACUGCAAUUAUCCCUCUUUAAUGCAUUAGAGCUUGACACUUCAUUCCCAUGGGCAUUGUCUACACAGCUAUGACUAGCAAACCUCACUCUGUCUCUUGGUGACAUUUUACAUGGUCACGGCUAACUAUGACACUGCUUAACCUUGCUAAAGGCCACUGCUUGCUUGGCUUCCAUGCCAGGUGAAAAAAGGAGCUAAAAUAGAUCCUCCUCUCUGUCAUUUGGCCCCUUGGUAUCUCCCCUCUGGACUAGCUACUUUACUAUGGUAGCUACCCUGUUAUUAGCUGUGUCUGAUUCCAGGAAAGUCACCAGAAUUAUAUUCAGCUCUCUGCUUUCACAAUUGUAAUAUUAUUUCAGUUUCAAAUGCCAUGUUUUGCUUUUUUUGUUCCCCAUUACCUUCUAUUAUGCUGAUUGGUCUGAUGGGAAUUUCUGUUGUUUGCAAUUUGCGAUACUUGUACAUUUUUGUGACAGUAGAGGUAAAUGUGUGAUAGUGAAAACCAUGUACUGUGAACGUGGCUUUGACAAAUAUCUCAGAGUAUCAAGGACAACUUUCCAAGCAGAAUGGAGAUCAGAAUUUCUCCCCUUUGAAUGAGAUAAUAUGCCUUGAAACCAACUGUCUGCUGCUUAUUCUAUUACAAAACACUCUUUAACCUGACAUCUAUCAAUGAGCACAGUCUGCUCAAUGUAACAGCUCAUUCACAAUGCUCUGUAUGUUUGUUUAAUUGUCUACAACGGUUUAAUCCAAACUGUGUGGAAAACUGAACAUGUAUUUUCACAUUUAUGAUCCUAAUGGCCAUGAGAGUUGAUUGUGAUUAGGCUACUUGUUAUUAUGUUUUGUGGCUUAGAAUGUCAGAACUUCUGGUUGUAAAUAUUGUAUUGGUUUAGCGUGCUUGUCUAAUUAAAGAGUUGUAAUGUAGGUUUAUUCUAUGUAGAAUAAUAAUAUGUAAUGUAGGUUUAUUCUAUUAUUAAACCAUUAUUAUUAAAUAA